Molecule: messenger RNA, 1671 nt
Organism: Bursaphelenchus xylophilus (pine wood nematode)
Lineage: Eukaryota; Metazoa; Nematoda; Chromadorea; Rhabditida; Aphelenchoididae
Source: the annotation of a GenBank genome assembly
AUGGGCAAUCAUAUGGGAAAACAUGGCGGAAAGAGGGAAAUGCCCCAACAUGCCGCCCCAAAAGCCGCUAGGAAGAUGGGGAAACCAGGACGAGGGCUGGAUGCUUUUAACAGACUUCCUCAGAGUAAGGAUAUUUGAUACAGACAUGUCUUAAAAUUACAGUAACCCCUCGACGUCAAUGCCUUCUUCGUCUCCUCAAACAGAACAGAGUUCACGACUUUCUGUUGAUGGAACAAGAGUUCAUUCAACGUCAGAAUGCCUUCAAACCAAUGGAUUCUCAACGCAAGAAUGAGAGGAAAUUGGUUCAGAGCCUGAGAGGAACUCCCACUGCCUUGGCCAGAAUCCAUGAACUCUUCAAUGAUGAGCAAGUAAGAGAAAAACCUUGCUCCGUUAUGUCAUCAUCAACCCUCGCUUUCUUUAACAUUUUCUUUUAGCAUGCUGUGGUUGUGGUGGAAGGUAGCAAGAGAGAAUGGUACAUCCCGAUCCUCUCGAUUGUGGACAAAGAAUUGAUCCGUCUGAAUGCCCUCUGUCUGGUAAAAGCCGGUGGUGCCUUCAAAAACGUUCCUCUGGCUGUGGUUGGAGUGGUCCAGGACAACGUCGACUCCAAAGCUCUCACAUACAAGUUGGAGAAGGCUCCGAAAGAAUCUUUUGAUGACAUUGGAGGUCUCGAUACUCAGAUACAGGAGAUAAAAGAGUCGGUCGAACUUCCUCUGACCCAUCCAGAGUACUACGAAGAGAUGGGGAUCACAGCCCCGAAGGGAGUCAUCUUGUAUGGGGAGCCUGGAACCGGGAAAACACUUCUGGCCAGGGCUGUAGCCCACAGUACCUCGGCCACUUUCCUCAGAGCGACCGGCUCCGAUCUGGUUCAAAAAAGCUCGGGAGAAGGGGCCAGAUUAGUGAGAGAUCUUUUCAAAAUGGCCAAAGAAUGUGCUCCUUGUAUUGUCUUUAUCGAUGAAGUAGAUGCGGUUGGAACCAAGAGAUUUGACACUUCCAGUAAAGGAGAACAAGAGGUUCAGAGAACAAUGUUGGAACUCUUGAAUCAGCUGGAUGGAUUCGAGAGUAGAGGGGAUGUCAAAGUAGGAGAAAUGCAGAUGAACUAUUUUUGCAGGUUAUCAUGGCUACCAACCGCAUCGAUUCAUUGGACCCAGCUUUGAUAAGACCUGGCCGAAUUGACCGCAAAAUUGAGUUACCGAAACCGGACGAGAAGACCAAGAUGAAGAUUUUCCAGAUUCAUUCGGCGGGCAUGACUUUGGAAAAGAACAUCAAAUUCGAAAAAAUUAUCGCAAAGGAGAGAGAGCUUUCGGGAGCUGAUGUCAAGGUAGUUUCUUACAGUAGUUAUUAGACAGAAAUAGUUGACUCAUAGUUAAGAAAGAAAACACUUGACUCGGAAAGUCUCAAGUGUUUCUCUGAGACUUUUCUUACCGAAAUCCAAGUCAAGUGCCAACCCACAUUAAGCACGGCUAUGUUUAAUCCUAUAAAUCCUUAGCCGAACAAAUAAUACCGAAUUUGUGAUGUAAUUGCCUUCUUUGUCUUCAGGCCAUCUGCACCGAGGCUGGUAUGCUGGCCCUGAGAGCGCAACGAAAAAUGGUUUCGGUGACUGAUUUCGAAAAGGCUGUCAAGAGUGUCCUCAUGAAGCGACAGGCUGGAGUUCCCGAUGAAAUGUAUCUCUGA